Molecule: messenger RNA, 780 nt
Organism: Cyclopterus lumpus (lumpfish)
Lineage: Eukaryota; Metazoa; Chordata; Actinopteri; Perciformes; Cyclopteridae
Gene: tprkb
Product: Tp53rk binding protein
Exons: 4
Coding region: 68-595 (175 amino acids)
Biological process (GO): tRNA threonylcarbamoyladenosine modification; telomere maintenance via recombination
Cellular component (GO): nucleus; cytosol; EKC/KEOPS complex
Source: RefSeq, a predicted model, not a curated record
CCCUCGUGUGCAGACGUUCACGUGAACCGCGGCACAUCGUAAUUCUCUUCAUAGUUUGUGUUUCAAAAUGCAUUUAACACACGAACUAGAGCUCUUUCCCGACCGCAGGGUGACUCAAAUGCUUUUCAAGGAGGUCAAAAACGCUGCAGAGUUGAGACAGUGUGCGGUGGAGGGUAAAAUACAGGGUGCUCUGAUUAACCCGACGAUGGUGGUGAAUCCUUUCCAGGUGCUCGUAGCUGCCAACAAGGCAGUUCAUUUACAGAAAAGUGGGAAAAUGAAGACGAGAAGUUUGUACUCUGAAAUAAUCUUCAACCUCUCGCCUACUAAUAAUAUCUCGGAGGCGUUCAAAAGGUUUGGGAGCUCUGAUGGCGAUGACUCUGUCCUGGUGGUCCUAGUUCACGACAAAGAUGAUCCACAGCUGCUGGCAGACAUCGCGGCCAGGGUGAGCGGACGACAGGUUCCAGCAGAAGAUGUUUCCUCGCUGACGGACCAUGCAAAAAUCAAAAAGCUUUAUAAAAUCCCCCCCCAGGAGGAGAAGUGUGGGACUCUGCUGGACGCGGUUGUAUGCAGGAUGGCCACUAAGGAUGUCAUGUAGCUAUGACAGGAAAAAGGACUUUUAAAAAAAAAACCAACAAGUGGUUGUCUUUUUUGAUAUGAGAUUUGGAUUCACAUUGAUAAUGUUUCCUGCUGUCCCGAAAUAUGCAAACCUUCUCUACACAAACUCAAAUUAAUCAAAAGUAAACAUUUUCCCAGCUGAAAAUAUAUCUUGUUUUUCAUAUA